UGGGACGAGCGACACUGGUGCAUCAGCACUGUGCCGAGAGCUCAAGAGGGAAACCUCGUAUCGGUGCGUGUAUUGCUUUAAGAAAGAAUGACGUGACCGAUACAGGAACUGUGUCGUUUGGAUGUGCCGCGCCAAAGUGUGUUUAUCAGGAAACAAACUGUAUCAUCAUGUCGUGGGUUUGUCGGAUGGAGUUUUGCUUGAUCAUGGAUCGUCCUAGGAAGUUUUCCCCGGUGUGGAAUAAUUUUGAUCUCGUGACGCCAAACAAGGUAAAUCUUUUUCUCCUUUAUAUACUAUUUUUUACGGUGGCGCAUUGCAAUCACUUUAUCAGUUUAUCAAGUGAAUGACCUGUGAUUCAUAUGAUAGUCAGUUAAAGAGCCUUACAGUUGCUUUAUUCAUGUCAUCAUGUAAUUAUGAGAUCCUGAUCUCGUAAUCAUGAGAUAGGGUGUCUAUUUUGUUUAACAAGUGAAUGCAAUGUUCUGGUAAGAGGUUUGAAUUGUUUUCAGAUAAAUUUACUUUUUAUGUUAUUGUAGGUGAAGUGUCGGCUCUGCUCCACAGAGCUAUCUUAUAUCAAUAAGAGCACUUCAUCAAUGCUGAGGCAUUAUAGAGCUCGGCAUGGCAAUGAAGAAUUGGCAGAUACUCGUGAGAGUACCCCAGUUCCUAACAAGCAAGCAGUGGAUGAGGCAGUGGUCAAUAUGAUCAUCAAAGACUGUCAGCCACUCAGCUUUGUUGAAAAUGAGGGAUUCAGGGAGCUCCUGAAGCUUAUUGUACCCUCGUAUGCUCUACCCAGCAGGAAGACCAUCAAGGACUUGGUGAGCCAGAGAUAUGAGGAGGAAAAGGAGAAAACCAAAAAGGACCUCCAGAGUGCUGUUGCUGUUACUUUAACAGCUGAUAUGUGGACGUCCAUGAAUAUGGAGGCAUAUCUAGCUGUUACUGGCCACUAUGUGGACAAAGAAAGCCAUGAACUCCAUUCAUCAGUCUUGGCAGUGCAGCAUUUUCCUCAGAAACACACUGCAGAAAACAUUGCCACGGUUAAAAGGAGCCUCAUGGAGGAGUGGGGCAUAGCAGGAAAGGUCAGGUGUCUUGUCACUGAUGCAGCAGUAAACAUGACUGCAUGUGCUCGAAUGCUGCAAAUACGGCAUACCAUUUGUAUAGCCCAUUCCCUGAAUUUAAUUGUGAGAAAAUCAUGUGAUCAAAUCCCAACAAUAACUGAAAUACGCAACAAAACACGACACAUUGUGACAUACUUUCGAUCGAGCGUGACUGCUAAAGAGAAGCUCACUCAAAUACAGCAACAGCUGGGAACACCGGGCCAUAAAUUAAUAAACGAGGUGCCAACACGAUGGAACAGUACCUACCAAAUGUUUGAAAGAAUGACUGAGCAGAAGGAGGCAGUCUGGGUGUCACUGGCCUCAUUAAAACCUGACAUCACUCCACUGACUCCAGAAGAAUGUCAGAUCAUUGAAGAGAUGCUCAGGGUUCUUGUUCCUUUUGACCAAGCUACAAGAGAACUGUCUGAGGAAAAAAGGGUCUCUGGGUCGAAGGUCAUUCCCAUGAUGAGAAUGCUCCACAUUGAGCUUCAACGUCAGGCCACAACAGUGACACAAACAGCUGCUCAGCAACUGGCUCAAAACCUGAGGAAGCGGCUAACUGACGCUAUUUGCGGCAUAGAAUCUCUCAGUGUGAUGACUCUGGCAACUCUGUUAGAUCCCAGAUUUAAAAAGAAUGGAUUUGUUAGUCAGCAAAAGGCAAGUGAAGCGGUGAAGAGACUGCAGUCAGAAUGUGCAGAAGAAAUGAGGAGCCAAGAGCCUGACCCAAGAGAAGAAGAGCCUAGCUCUUCACAUGGGUCAGAACCCAGUUCAGGGCACAAUCUCUGGAAGACUUUAGAUAUGGAGGUUGCAGAGACCCAGAAGACGAGGAACGCAACAGCUGACUCCAUUAUUGAAGUCCAACGCUACCUGGCAGAAACAAACACACCCAGAAACCAAGAUCCUUUGCAAUAUUGGAAAUGGAACCAGAACAUAUACCCACAUCUUCAUCAACUUGCACUUAAAACUCUCUGCUCACCAUCAUCGUCUGUACCAUGCGAAAGAGUAUUUUCCAAGGCUGGGGAGCUGGUGUGUAAGAGGAGAAAUCGCCUUGGAGCAAAGACACUCGAAAAACUUUUGUUUCUCAAUAAAAAUUCAUGAACUGAUCACUUUUUUGUCUUUUAUUUCAUAUGAUUUAACAGUUAAGUUGACAAAUGUGCACAUAAGUUAAAAAAUUGUAACUCUGAAUUUUUACUCUAAUUUGCUAUAUUUUACAUACCAACUCAGUUUUAGCAUUUACACGAACAAGGACUUUCUUUACCUGCAAUGAUUUUAUAACUACUGCAGGGGUCACUAUUGGGUGACCAACACAGUAU
Messenger RNA from Solea solea (common sole), 2401 nucleotides. RefSeq names its product zinc finger BED domain-containing protein 4-like. The transcript is spliced from 4 exons. Bases 588 to 2186 code for a protein of 532 amino acids. Gene Ontology annotation, molecular function: protein dimerization activity. Lineage: Eukaryota; Metazoa; Chordata; Actinopteri; Pleuronectiformes; Soleidae. The record is from RefSeq and is a predicted model, not a curated record.